Sinocyclocheilus rhinocerous is the source of this 1450-nucleotide messenger RNA. RefSeq names its product alpha-methylacyl-CoA racemase-like. The transcript has 3 exons. Gene Ontology annotation, biological process: bile acid metabolic process. Gene Ontology annotation, cellular component: mitochondrion. The annotation marks the transcript as partial. The record is from RefSeq and is a predicted model, not a curated record. Lineage: Eukaryota; Metazoa; Chordata; Actinopteri; Cypriniformes; Cyprinidae. Gene Ontology annotation, molecular function: alpha-methylacyl-CoA racemase activity.
GUGGAAGGUGCAGCAUAUGUCGGCUCCUUCAUGUGGAAGUCCCGUAGCCUCGGCCUGUGGAAUCGUCCUCGUGGGGAAAACAUGCUGGAUAGUGGCGCUCCAUUCUAUGAUACAUACCGUACGUCUGACGGAAAGUAUAUGGCAGUGGGGGCGAUUGAGCCUCAGUUCUAUCAACAGCUUAUUCAAGGUCUGGUCUUAGAUGAUGCUGACCUGCCCGCACAAAUGAGUGUAUCUGAUUGGCCGCAGCUCAGGCAGACAUUCACCCGGGUCUUUGCCACUAAGACGCAAGCGGAGUGGAGUCAGAUUUUCGAUGGGACAGAUGCCUGUGUCACCCCUGUGCUGUCACUGGAUGAGGUACUCUCUCACCCCCACAACCAGGCACGGGGGUCAUUCUUCAAGGACUCUCAGGGGGAAAUUAGCCCCCGACCUGCACCCAUUCUAUCCCGCUCCCCCGCAGAGCCCUGCCACUCCCGGGACCCCUUCAUCGGAGAGCACACUCGCUCUGUGCUGAAGGAGUACGGGUUUGAGCAAGCGCAAAUAGAACAGCUCUUGUCUGCCGGUAUCAUAGAGUGUACCGAAGCUAAAGCGCGUCUAUAAAUCAAAGACUCUGACUGGAGAAUCAUUACACUUUGUGGCCAGUGAUGCAGCGCGGGAAUCUGAGCACUUCAACUCCUCUGGCUCGAGUGUGAGGGGGCAUUUCGGAACAAAAUUACUCUCCCUUGUGAAUCGGUGGGUGCUGCUGUCGAAGUGGACUAAAUGAUCCUGGCCUUUUCAGUUAAAAUUUCCAAAGCAUUCAACUCUCAUUUGUAAUUGCUGCAGUGAAAGUCAAGUGGGAUUUAAUUAAAGGCUGUUGCAAAUAUUCUGUAUUAAUCUUAACAUCCCUAUUUUUGUCAGCAACCUCAUUCAACAAAGAUAUUCAAUAUUGACUUAUUUGUUUAAGACUGUUCUGAAUUAAUAAUAGGAUUGUGAGGGCAUUUUAUUUGUAGUUGAUUAAAGUGUACCACUUUUGGUUCUGAAUUGAAAUCCUUGACUAAUAAGUGCCUUUAGCAAGAAUAGCUGAGUGUGAGCCAUAGACUAAUUAACUGAGUGAAAUAUUUGCCUUUGCCUAAUUGUUAGGCAGCGCUGAUGAGCCAAGAUAAUGGUAUUAGGAUAAAACCAAUUAAUGAUUCCGCUUAAGAUGAAGUUUUCUGUUGUCAUAAUAUCGCUACUUGUAUAAAAUGUAACACUUGGUCAACAUGGAAGUGGCCUUUUAAUAAUACAGAUAGCUGUUUUAUGGCCUGUAUUUACUAUUUGUAAUGGGGUCAGUAAGUUUUGUUUUUGUUACUUAAGGACAAUUCACACUGUACUGACAAUGACAACAGACACGUUUGUUGGAUCAGUGUGUUAGCCCGUCCGUGUCUGUUAGCAUUGGUCAGCAUAGGGCUGGGCGAUAUAGCUAAAAAAUGUAUCA